AUGACUGGAGGAGCCAAGAAACCAGUCAAUAUAUUCCGCCUAAAGGACCUGAAUGAGCCCAAGGAGGUCUUCAACUGGCGGCUGUGGUUUGCGGUCAUCUCGUUCGGCUUGAUGGGCGCUGCUCGCGGUGUCGAUGAGGGCUUGAUUUCAGGCGCUUUCAACUCCAAAGACUUUCAAAAAUAUAUCAAUUACGAGUCCUACAGCGAAGUGGAGCGAACCAACAUUAAAGGAAAUGUCUCGGCAAUGGUCCAGAUUGGGUCUGUUGGUGGCGCUCUCUUUGCCUUCUUGGUCUGUGACCGUAUCGGCCGUAUCUGGGCAACUCGUCAGCUUUGCCUAGUGUGGAUUUUAGGAAUUGCUAUUUAUAUGGGCAACGGCGGGAGCUUAGCUGCUGUGUACGCUGGUCGCUUCAUCGCCGGGCUUGGUGUUGGCCAGACAGUAGUAGUGGGCCCUGUAUAUCUUGCUGAGAUCGCUCCCGCUUCCAUCCGUGGUAUUUGCACCUGUGUGUUUACUGGUUUUGUUUAUCUGGGCAUUUUACUUGCUUACUUUGCUAACUAUGGCUGCGCGGUUAACUUGGGCGAUACAACCCACAAUCGAUGGUUGAUCCCCACGAGUCUCCAUAUCAUGUUCGCUGGCCUGAUCUUCCUACUCUCGUUCCUGCAACACGAAUCUCCUCGAUAUCUAGUCAAGCGUGGCCAAUUCGAACAGGCAUCCUACAAUCUCUCGAAAAUCCGUCAUCUCCCUGCAGAUCACGAAUAUAUUAUGCGCGAGAUAACUGCUAUCCAAACGUCGCAUGAAGCUGAGCUGGAGGCCUCCUUAGGAUCUGGUCCUAUUGGUGUUCUUAAGGAAACCUUCUUGGUCCCGUCGAAUCUCUACCGAGUUUACCUUACUUCUAUGGUCCAGAUUCUAUCGCAAUGGACGGGUGCUGGUAGUAUUACUCUUUACGCUACGGAUUUGUUCAAGUUGCUAGGGAUCACGGGCAACAACACGAAUCUGCUGGUAACGGCCGUCUUCGGAAUCAUUAAGCUUAUUGCGGCGGUUAUUUGUGCUCUCUUCCUUGUGGACGUUAUUGGACGCAAGCGAGCUCUUCUUCUCGGCAUUACCCUACAGGCUAUCUCUAUGGUCUAUAUUGCCGGGUUCCUCACUGCUUCUCCGGAAAUAGGCGUGGUCCCCGGCUUCAAGCUCCCAGCCAACAAAAAGGGUGCUAGUGAAGGAGCGAUUGCGAUGAUCUAUCUCUCUGGAUUUGGAUGGGCUCUCGGCUGGAACUCGAUGCAGUAUCUUCUAACAGCAGAACUGUUCCCUCUGCGUAUCCGUGCUCUAGCUACUUCGAUGGCUAUGACUCUCCACUUUGCCAAUCAAUAUGGUAACUCGCGCGCAGUACCUAACAUGCUGCUUCCUAUGGCAAAAGGAGGAAUUAGCCCUAGUGGUACAUUCUGGUGCUUUAGUGCUGUCACUAUUCUGGGCGGUGUAUGGGUAUGGUUUAGUAUUCCAGAAACGGCGGGUCAGUCGCUAGAGAGCAUGGAUCGCCUCUUUGCCCUGCCAUGGUACAAGAUCGGCCUGUACGGCAACCGGGAUGCUGAAAAGCGUGACAGUGCGGAUGAGAAGAUUGAGACGGCGGCGCAGACACAUGGAGUCGCCGAGAAUGCUGAGAGGCCAGACCCGUCAGGCCGGGUGUGA
Messenger RNA from Penicillium maclennaniae, 1674 nucleotides. Its product is annotated as Major facilitator superfamily domain general substrate transporter. Gene Ontology annotation, molecular function: carbohydrate:proton symporter activity. Gene Ontology annotation, cellular component: membrane. Lineage: Eukaryota; Fungi; Ascomycota; Eurotiomycetes; Eurotiales; Aspergillaceae. Gene Ontology annotation, biological process: transmembrane transport; carbohydrate transport. The transcript is spliced from 5 exons. The record is from RefSeq and is a predicted model, not a curated record. Bases 1 to 1674 code for a protein of 557 amino acids.